This is a messenger RNA of Rhipicephalus microplus (southern cattle tick), 1788 nucleotides long. RefSeq lists its product as uncharacterized. The record is from RefSeq and is a predicted model, not a curated record. Lineage: Eukaryota; Metazoa; Arthropoda; Arachnida; Ixodida; Ixodidae.
CUCCAAGCUGUCGUGCAACAAGCGUGCAUCAUCUGUCGGAGCACCGAAAUGAUCGUACGCCUGCGCGCCCACGAACCAGUGAGCAAACUGGCCGAGCGGCUGGGUCAUGCCGGAGGACCUCUGGCAGUCACAGACUUGGACCUCACCAAUUGCGUCGGCGCCGACGUCCGUCAAAUGCUUCCCCUCAUCACCGAAUGCAAGCAACUCCGACGCUUCAUGUGCACCGCUUGCCCAAUUCGGCCGAGUGACCUAUUGACAUUGGUGAGGCAGCUACCCCACCUCGAGGAGAUACAGUUUUCCAUCCCACCUCUCGGAGCCAAAGGGACCAUUGAAAUGAGACGCCUAUCCGCAAUCGUGGGCACUGAAGGCAGCGUACCUCUGAAACUGCAACGCGUGUAUGUUGAAGGUGGCCAAAAGACGAACGAAUUCCGCCUACUGUCUUUCUUACUGCGUUGCUGCCCAAACGCGAAAUACCUGCACGUGCACCUAGUGUGCGGUGAUUUCCACGAAGCCGUAAGAGAGUGCCACAUCCUCCUUGCAGAACACGCGAAACUGGACGCGUUCAGGUUGACCUCUGAACUGCCUUCAUAUAUUGUGCGCGAACCACCAGCUACGUUUGAUAUUGUUUCCUACGCCACUGUUUGCGCAAACUUAACCCACCAGAAGUCGGUGAACUUUCGGAGCUGUGCCCGACUGCGGGACCUCGUGGGGAUCAGCGUCCAACAACAGACUAUGCCGUUCCAGACGACUCUGGUCGCCGUUGACGACAGCCUCACGCCUGAAUGGUUCCGCGAGGCCACCGUUAAACACGACUGGAGCAACGUGCGCCAACUAUGUCUUCUACUCUUACCACCGCGUCCUGGUAAGUUCUAUCCCACCGCAGGGUGCACGUACUCAGAGGGUCUUCGACUAUUGAGCAGGCAGUUUGUGCACCUCGUCGAGCUCAACGUAAACACAUUCCAUUUCGGACCCGGCCUCGAUGUCGCCACGUUCCUUCAAGAUGGCAGUCUGUCGUUCCUGCAGUCGCUCUCAGCGCCUCCUUGCGGUUUUCGCGGCGUGUUGGCUCUAGCACGUCUGGCGGCGUGCUGCCCCGACUUCAAGGAACUGGACGUUCGCUUUGACAGAAGACGCAGCAUUCUCGAGUGCGCUGGAUGUGACAGUGACCCAUUUUUCGCUAACGAGUUUCCCCGCUCCGCCAGUCCCGCCUUUCGGAACGGUCUUGCCAGGUUGACUUUGAGCCAAGUCCACGACGCUGCGUGUCGGUGGUUCAUCGAGUGCUGCAGGCCAGUGUCUACACUGCGGUUGGGCGGCUGCCCUUCGGAGCUGGAUUUCGAGAGUAUUGGUCGUGCACUCACCCACAGCAUGGGUCCGAGCUGCCUGAUCAUAGAGCACGAAUUUUUUGGGUUUGACGACGUGGCUUUGCUGACCCACCCGUUCCACUUCGCCGACCUCCAGUACUUGUACCUCCUGUUCUACAGGUGUGUGCAGCCAAGUGACUUGCCGAACUACGUGGCCCGUGUCCGGCAGAGCCUACCACUACUUAAGUGCCUGCACGUCCACUACAGGCAACCAAUCAAUACCACCUUCGUUACUACGGUCACCUGGUUACGAAGACAAAGCGGCGGAGCUGGUGAAGAUCUCAUUAGAAAUGGUCCCUGCUUUCCUAAGUUGUUCUACAGCUACUUUCAUAGGACUCGCAAAGCCACUGAACCGUGACUUCCAGCCGAUGCUGUAGUUUGUCUAACCUACACUUUUAUGGAUGACAAGCAAUAUUUGCUGUGUAUAUAU